AUGCACGGCGACGCAGCAAGCCAAUGUGGCGAUGGCCCUCGGGAAUACCAGCAUAACUUUCCUCGGCAGUAUGAUGCGGUUCCAAUGAGCAAUGUUCAUCGACGUGAUGCUUCCGCGGAUGGAACAGUACCGUUGAUUAAGUCAGCAGACGGUACUGGUAGCCUCUCUGUGGAAAAGCGCAUAUGGGAGCAUGCUGGUCCGUCCGAGACUGAGUUUUACGAUUGCCAGAAACAAGACUUCCAGGGGAUAGAUGACCGCAAGGAGCCAGACUACAAGCCAUCAGCGCUCAGGUGGCCGUUCUUGAGCCUUUUGUUGCUUGCUUUGGUUGCUCUAUUGAGCCUUCUAGCAUACGGUCUUCAUGUACUUCCUGUCAAGGACAUUGGUAUUAUUGCGAUGGUGGAAGGACAAGAUGACUUGAUAAGGCGACAAACUGGCCCGUUCCCAGGUAGUGCAAUACCAGCGGUCGUGACAAGUCCCUCGAGAACAUCUACAGCACAUCACAAUUCCGCUCGGACUACGCAGAAUCUCACAACCACUAUGCAAAUCACCACAACGGGUGCUUAUGGCGAUGUUGACAAAUCCAUCACUCCGACUUCAGCCGCAUCGCCAGCGUCUGAUGCCUUUGGAGACGUCGACAUAACCGUCACAGAACCUAUUACAACCUCGACCACUACUAGCGCAUUUGAGAAUGUCGAUACGACAGUAAAGGGUGCUUUUGGAAACGUUGAUAAAACCAUCACGGAGCCUAUCGCAUCCUCGACUGCGGCUGAUGCAUUUGGAAAUGCUGAUGAAACCAUAAGUAUAACAAGUCUCUUGACUAAUACAGACGCUCAUGGAAACGUUGGCCAGACCAUGACAGUCUCGGACGGCACACCGACGUUGGCUUAUAUACCGGCUGCUGUCACAACGUUAACUAACUCGGCUGGACUCCCAACAUUAACGUCCACAAGCACUCCUACCGCUAUCACGAUUCCGACAAUUACAACACUAACCAACUCGGCUGGAGUUGCCACCGCUACUAUGGUCACGAGCGUCCUUGCAACUCCUAUUGUUAGCACGCUGACGGAUAGUGCUGGCGUUGCAACCACAACUGUGACAAAAUAUCCCGUCAUGCCAUCGUCCACCUCAGUCGCUCCUCGUGUAUACUAUAUCAGCUCUGCUGAGUACUUUGUCGGUUUCUGCCUACCAACCCUGCUGACGACCCUCGUGGCCAUCCCCAUCCGGAUUCUUGAUUUGAACGCCAAGUUAUUUCAGCCUUGGCACGAACUUACACAUACAUCCGGGGCCACGGGUCGAGAGUCGCUGUACCUGCCUACCGGCGGGUUGGAAGCCGAUUUCAAUGGCUUGCGAUCACUAUUUGGUGGACAAGCACUCGUGUUUCUCACUACAGUCCUUUUGCUAUGCUCUUCGCUGUUAACACCCCUCUCAGCUGAGGCCGUCGUCCUCCACCUCCGAGGGAAUUGUCCUCCAGGGUCCGCAAAAGGCUGUACUUACGAGCUUGGCAUCUUUUCACAGCCCGCGAAGGCGACUAUUGUUUUGCUUGGCAUCAUGUGUUUCACAGUCAUAUUGCUCAUCAUCUUUCUAAUGAGGUGGAGGACUGGCGUCAAGACGAACCCAUGGAACAUCAGCGGCAUUGCAGGACUGACGCAGAACGGACAUGUGAGAGCAUUGUUCACGCAUCAUCUUCAGAGUAGCGUCAGCUCUGGAAAGUGCACAGAGAAGUCACUGAAGCUUAUUAUUGCCGACAGACGAUUCAAGCUGGGAUGGUUCCAAAACGAUAGUGGGCAGAUGGAGUACGGCGUAAUGCUGUACGACCAAGACUCGGAAGGUAGUCCGCUUCACACUGACGACGCAGGUCUGCCAGAGGCUGAAGGAUUUGAGAAUUCGACAAGAUCUCGAAACAACUUACCGUUCAUGCUGGGCUACGUUGGGAGAUUGAUCUUCCUAUCUCUUCUAUCAGGGUUACUGGGGCUGAUUUUGUACUACAACAAUACUGGUGAUGACACAGGGUUCGAGAGAUUCAUGGACAGCCAGUCGUUUGGCACAAAAUUCCUAUUCACCAGUGUUGGAGUUGUCAUCACCCUCUUCUGGUCAUCAUUUGUCGGCAGUAUCGCCAUCAUAUCCCCCUACCAACUCCUCGCAAAGCAGCCGCAGCUAGCGGAACGAUCCAUCCUGCUUUCGCUCCCUACGAACUCCUUCAGCAGUGUCACAUCUGGCUUUCGCCGCCGACAUCUUCUCCUCGCGGUUGUUGGGUUAACAGCGAUCCUCUCGGAGUUCCUCACGAUCUUUCUGUCGAACAUCCCUUAUAGUGUCACACAAACAUGGCUUGCAUCACGGGUGUGUGCCUGGGGAUCUAUCAGUAUCCUUGCUACCAUGGUACUUGUCGUGGCAGGCAGCUUCUUGGUCAGGUGGCCUCAUAUGCCUGUGAAUCCGAGCACCAUCGCCGGUGCAAUGUACUACGUGUGCGACAGCUGGAUGCUGAACAACUUAGAGCAUAUCAGCAUGCUGAACAGGAACGAGCGUGACUGGAGGGUCAAAACCAUGGACCUGAAGUACCGACUGGGAAAACAUAUUGGACAGACUGGUGCUGUGAGAGUCGGAGUAGAUAGGGUUGAUGGAGAAGUCCUCAUCUGA
Neoarthrinium moseri is the source of this 2634-nucleotide messenger RNA. RefSeq lists its product as uncharacterized. The record is from RefSeq and is a predicted model, not a curated record. Bases 1 to 2634 code for a protein of 877 amino acids. NCBI's taxonomy places the organism in Eukaryota, Fungi, Ascomycota, Sordariomycetes, Amphisphaeriales, Apiosporaceae. The transcript is spliced from 2 exons.